This is a messenger RNA of Penicillium lagena, 639 nucleotides long. RefSeq lists its product as uncharacterized. The record is from RefSeq and is a predicted model, not a curated record. Lineage: Eukaryota; Fungi; Ascomycota; Eurotiomycetes; Eurotiales; Aspergillaceae. The coding region runs from base 1 to 639 and encodes 212 amino acids. The transcript has a single exon.
AUGAUGUUCUCGAUGACCACCCUCGCCGUGGCAUGGCUUCUGCCUAUUGCCAUCGCCGCCCCAUCAGGCAAUGUUCAGAAUGUCGAUAUCAUUAUCCAGCAGAUCGAUGCUACUUCUGAGCUAGACAUUGCGGUCGUGAGCAAGAAAACGUCUCAAGUUUUGGGUUACGCUUGCUCGAAUACCCUCAACUCAGGUGCAUUCUCUGACCUGCCUAUCACCGCCACUCUCGACAGGAAUGGUGCUGGCAGCCUUGCCGUUGGCGAUAAGACGUAUAUGGUUCACGAAGAUCCUAAAAUCUCUGGUGGUAUCACUUGCGCUCGAAUCUACAACGAGGCCGAGAGCUUCACGGUCUGCUCUAUGCAGGUGCCUGCUUCUCUUCCGUUUACUCCAAUUAGUGACGGAGACAUGGAAAAGUGCUUUGAUAGUGGAGAAAUUCCCAGCUUGAAGAGAGCUUAUAAAUCCAUCCUUGCUCAACAAGAGGGACAUGCAAUGACGAAUGUCACCCGGAAGAACGAGUCGCCUUCACCACACAAGCGGGACCCCUACGGGAUGUGUGAUAAUUAUGACACCACUUGGAUGGUUGGGGAUGGAAACCCGCAUCAGAACUACCUCGACACCCAGCUCAGUGUGAGUAUCUGA